AUGGCUUGGUUUCGGCGUUCGAAAAAGGCACAACAGCGCGCAUCCACAAAGGAAGACCAACAAGCGAUAGUAGACAUGUCCAUGUCAGGAUUCAUCGCAGGAUUCUGCAAGCUGCCGAAUGAGCUCAGGGAUGAGGUGUUAUUCUACAUCUUCGGGCUCUUCCCGCACCCAGGAGCAAGAUCGGGCGUGCAGUUAUGGAAUUUAGCCACCAGUACACUACGCAUUUUCGACAUCUUCCCUUCAGAGAUCCAGAGUUAUGUUCGAGAGUACCUGAUGUCGAUGUGGAUGACCGAUAGUACUUAUAUCGCCAUCGACCGACCCGAAGACACUUCGAAAUACCGCCAUUCCAUGGCGCACUACGCCCUCAUCGCCGUGCCAAUCGAUUGUCGCAGCAUGGUACAUGAUCUAGAGCUCCGUUGCACCGGCAGGGUCGUCCAGCGAACGGAGGUCGAUGCGACGGACCUCGAGAUGCCUGAGACCCAGAUUUCUGUAUCGAUGCAUGAUGAUGUUGAGGGCCUUCGACGAGCUUCGUAG
Molecule: messenger RNA, 534 nt
Organism: Mytilinidion resinicola
Lineage: Eukaryota; Fungi; Ascomycota; Dothideomycetes; Mytilinidiales; Mytilinidiaceae
Exons: 1
Coding region: 1-534 (177 amino acids)
Source: RefSeq, a predicted model, not a curated record